GAGAACGAGGAGGACGCGGCCUCCCCCUCCCACUUGCACUGUUCUUUUGUGCCGUCCGCCCCCACGUGGUGGCUGCCUGCCUGCCUGCAGGACUGAUGCGUUCUCAUACCCUCUCCCCCAACUUCUCUUUCUGUGCUUGCACUGCUGAGCCAAGGGGUCUCACGGCCUUUUGUGGGGUGCCACUGCCCUCGGGCAAUGGCUUCAGGAACAGCUUUGAUUUACGAUGAUGAAAUGACAAGUUACAAACUGCUUUGGGAUGACCCUGAGUGUGAUAUUGAAGUGCCGGAAAGAUUGUUAUCCUCCUAUGAGCAACUUAAACAUUAUCAUCUUGUGGAAAGAUGUAUCCAUGUACCCGUCAGGGAAGGAACCGAAGAAGAGAUCAUGUUGGUUCACAGUUCAGAAUACUUGGAAGUUGUAAAGAGCACCCAGACAAUGAAUGAAGAAGAACUCCAAAGAGUCUCAGAAAAUUACGAUGCUGUUUACUUUCAUCCGAAUACUUACCGCUGUGCUAAACUAGCAGUAGGAGCAACUUUGCAACUGGUGGACUCUGUGAUGUCAGGAAAAGUGCGCAAUGGAAUGGCAUUAGUAAGGCCUCCGGGUCAUCACAGCCAGCGAAAUGCAGCCAAUGGAUUCUGUGUGUUCAAUAAUGUUGCUAUUGCAGCUCAGUAUGCCAAAAGAAGAUACGGUCUUCAGAGAAUUCUCAUUGUUGACUGGGAUGUGCACCAUGGACAAGGAAUUCAAUAUGUAUUUGAAGAGGAUCCCAGUGUUCUCUAUUACUCCUGGCAUCGCUAUGAGCAUCAGCAGUUCUGGCCCUUGCUCAGAGAAUCUGAUUAUGAUGCUGUUGGUCAGGGAAAAGGAAAAGGAUUCAAUUUAAAUGUACCUUGGAAUAAGGUUGGAAUGGGGAAUUCUGAUUAUCUAGCUGCAUUUUUCCAUGUGUUGCUUCCAGUGGCUUUUGAGUUUGUUCCAGAACUUAUUCUGGUCUCUUCUGGAUAUGAUUCAGGAAUUGGUGACCCCGAGGGUCAGAUGAAUGCUACUCCAGAAUGUUUUGCUCACCUUACACAUUUCCUAAUGCAGUUAGCUAAUGGAAGGCUGUGUGCAGUUCUAGAGGGUGGAUACCAUUUGAAAUCAUUGUCUGAAUCAGUCUGCAUGACUGUAAAAACUUUGCUUAGAGACCCUCUCCCCCAGAUCUCUGGAGAAAUGGCACCAUGCUUAAGUGCUAUAGAGUCUAUACAAAAUGUGAGAGGUGCACAUAAACCAUACUGGAAAUGUUUGAUGUACGAAGAAGCAACUCCUUUACACGAUCUCAGCACCAAAUCACAACAGAUGAUGAAGGCUGAGCUAAUUCAAACUAGUACACAUCCCACAGCAGAGCAAGCAGUUGGGACAACUAAGAGUGAUGAAGCCAUCAAAACAGACAGGUUUUUGGAAUCACACAUGAAAAAAAUUCUCUUUCCAGUGCCUCCUGUUAAAACAGCAGCAGCAAUUGUCUCUAAAGCUGAUGCACAUUUGCUACCAGUAUCUGUUCAAGUGGAGAUGGAAAUGAAUGCACAAGAACUGAAAACUUUUGUCAGUGCAUUUGAUGCAGAACUUGUGAAGGAAGAGAAAGCUUUACUCUCUCUUCAGAAUGUGUUGGCUGUUCUAGAUAAAAUAUUAAAGAAGAAGGUGUGCAGUGGAAUUGCAGAAUCAUCUGUGGCUUCUGUUUCUACUACCUUUGCACUAAAGCACUGCUUUGAUUUUGGAUUACAAAGAGUGCUCUGCAUAGUUGUUGGAGACAUGGAUCUUGAACUCGACUUAGAUGAUGGAAAAAUACUUUUGAUGAACAUUUGUCAGAAACAACAAACUGAAAAGACUAACUCCAAAUACUAUAUUUCUCUGAACUGGAAAGAGGAUGCUGAAAGAAACAAUUUCUUUUGUGCUGUACUUGGAUUCAUUCUUCCUGUAGCAUAUAGCUAUCAACCUGACUUAGUGAUAAUAGUCAUUGGACCAAACAGGAGCCUUGGUGUAAAUGGGAUUUCUCUGCUUACUUGUUUACUGCAAGGAUUAGCCGAGUCUCAAAUUCUUGUGGUAAUACAGGACACAGAAAUAAAACUAGUGCAAAGUGUGGCCAAAGCCUUAUCGGGUGUUUCUACACCUGACUUUGGAGCCUACGCACCUGCUUCCCAAGAAAAUGUACUUGAAAUAAAACGAUUAAGAGACCAGCUUCAACAGGAAUGGAAAAUGCUUCGAUGUUCAGUAAGGGACUGAGUUUCUGGAAGCUGAGGUCACUUGACUACCUUUGGGCUCUAUCAUUUAACACAUUUCAUCAUGACAGAAGGAAAAAGUGUGUUGUCACUUUUGGUUGUUUUCUUUUAAAUCAAUGAACAAAGAGAUUAUCAAGAUAUGGCCACAGCAAGAGCCAUUCACAAUUGUUUUAUGACUUUUUAAUUAAAUAUUUUUGUUUAAAAAGGCAACAUUUUCAAGCUGAGAGUGCUUGCUGUGUGUCUGCAAAAGUGCGCAUGAGAGGAAAGUGAUCAAGAACAGUCAGCAUGGAUUCACCAAGGGCAAGUCAUGCCUCACUAAUCUAAUUGCCUUCUAUGACGAGAUAACUGGCUCUGUGGAUGAGGGGAAAGCAGUGGAGGUGUUAUUUCUUGACUUUAGCAAAGCUUUUGGUACAGUCUCCCAUACUAUUCUUUCCAGCAAGUUAAAGAAGUAUGGGCUGGAUGAAUGGACUAUAAGGUGGCUAGACAGCUGGCUAGAUUAUCGGACUCAAGCGGUAGUGAUCAGUGGCUCUAUGUCUAGUUGGCAGACGGUAUCAAGCAGAGUGCCCCAAGGGUCAGUCCUGGGGCCGGUUUUGUUCACUAUCUUCAUUGAUGAUCUAGAGGAUGGCGUGGACUGCACCCUCAACAAGUUUGCAGAUGGCACUGAACUGGAAGGAGUGGAAGAUACGCUGGAGGGCAGGGAUAGGAUACAGAGGGACCUAGACAAAUUAGAGGAUUGGGCCAAAAGAAAUCUGAUGAGAUUCAGCAAGGACAAGUGCAGAGUCCUGCACUUAGGACGGAAGAAUCCCAUUCACUGUUACAGACUAGGGACCAAAUAGCUGGGCAGCAGUUUCAAGCAAUGGAGAGACUAUAUAUAGGAAUAUUAAUAUUUUAUCAUGAUAAAGUAACAUGAACAGGGGGAACAUUUUUGAAAAAUGAAUGUGAAUAGCUUACUUGUUUAUCUGGUGACAUAGUUCAGUUCUCAGCUUCAAAACCAGGGGUCAGCAACCUCUGGCACGCACUCGCCAAUGGGGGUGGCAGAAAGCACCACGGGCGAGGGAUGUGCUGGCCGUGGCUUCCUGCCACCCUCGUUGGCCGGGGACGGCGAACCGCGGCCAGUGGGAGCUGCGAUCGGCCGAAGCUGCCGACGCGACAGGUAAACAAACUGGCCUGGCCCGCCAAGGUGCUUACCCUGACGAGCUGCAUGCCAGAGGUUGCUGACCCCUGUUCAAAACUAAUGCUUCUAGCACAAUGAAAUCAAAGUAUUAAUUCCAGGUUCUAAUAUAAAACGGUGUCUUUUUACUUAUCUCUACCAAGUCCAUUCCUGUCACUUUGAUUGAAAUAAAUGGUAAAUGUUUUAUACAUGAUCUUCAUCCUUAAAACACACAUACUUACAUGCUUAACUUGCUCAAGUCAAAGGUAAAGUUAUCAAAACCACCUAAGAUGAGCCACAGAGGAGGAGGAGCCUAGCCAGCUCUGAAAGUCAGCCUUUUUGAAGCCUAGCCAGCCAUGGGACCCUCAGCAAGUUUGGUUUCUGCUAAGGAGAAAGGAGCCUAACAGCCCCCAGAGAUCCGGCUCCAACUGUGUUCUAUAGAAGUUUUGUCAAAUCUGCAUAGAUUUAACAAAACAUUUUGGUCCAGUGACUCAGCCUUUACUGAAAAUUUCUGACUAGCUCUACUCAUAAGUUAGUUAGGCGCCUGACAUUUCUAUGUGACUUUAGAUGCUUUUGAAAAUUUUACCUAAAGUGAUUACUUGCAUGCUUAAAAUGUAAGCAUAUGCAUGUGUUUGCAAGAUUGGGGCCCAUAUGGGGAUCUAUCACAUAACAGUACUUAUGUCCUAAACAAUUUGAAUAUCACAACUUUAAACUGUAGUAGUAUUCUCUUAAGAUGGGUCUUACAUGGCUAUUCCUAUUUUGGAUUUUCUAGCUCAUACUGACUUUUGACUUGAGAUGGGCAGGUAAAGGUUUUCCCCUUCUGAGAGAGUUUUUGAGAUUUUGAAAACUUUUACUGUCCCAAAUUGGGAUGAAAUGUCAACAUCUCAAAUUCUCAUGAACCAGAACAUUCAAAUCAGGUCAAUCGAAACAUUUCAAUUUGAUUUUUUUAAACUAUAUAUUAAUUUAAAUUUCUAAACAAAAUUUGUUUUAAAUUGGAAAAUUGAACUUUUUUUUAAUACAAAAAGUCAAAAUGGGACAUUUUGACCAUUUCAAAACUAAUUUUAUCAUUUCUAAAAAUUUUUGAAUUUGUCUAAACCAACCCUUUCCUGCGAAAUGUUUGUUUCAAAUGAUCAGCAUUUUUUGAUGAAAAAACAUUUUGUUGAAAAAUUCCCAACAAGUUCUACUUUUGACCUGCCUUCAUUAAAUUGUAAUAUUCUAUAGCCAAUGCUUGAAUGACAUGAAGAUUGUAGUAUUUUUAAUAUAAAUAAUGUUUUUGAGCACUUGAUCAAAUUAAGUAGAUUUUCAAGUAUAUUUUUUCAGUAGGAUUACUUUGCAGGUAAUAUCAGAAGAUUGUUUCUAAGGUUGAUAUGUAUUAGAAAGCCAACUAUUAUAAUAUACAAUAAAAUGAUGACAUUCUUUGUUAUAA
Molecule: messenger RNA, 4816 nt
Organism: Gopherus flavomarginatus (Mexican gopher tortoise)
Lineage: Eukaryota; Metazoa; Chordata; Testudines; Testudinidae
Gene: HDAC10
Product: histone deacetylase 10
Exons: 21
Coding region: 196-2244 (682 amino acids)
Biological process (GO): chromatin organization
Cellular component (GO): histone deacetylase complex
Molecular function (GO): histone deacetylase activity
Source: RefSeq, a predicted model, not a curated record